Molecule: messenger RNA, 579 nt
Organism: Cylindrotheca closterium
Lineage: Eukaryota; Bacillariophyta; Bacillariophyceae; Bacillariales; Bacillariaceae
Source: the annotation of a GenBank genome assembly
AUGGAUUAUCAAGAAACAGGAGACACCAAGGUUCAAUUUUAUCCUUCAGCCAAGCUAAGGAUGUAUCCAAUGCCUGACAAGGAAGACCGUGUAGCGGCCUGGUACAGCCGUGAAGACUUUGUUGAGUUUCGAAAGCAACGAGCUGAGAACAUUCGGACCAUCCGAAAGUUGGGUAUUCUAAACUUGAGAGCCGAACAGCAAGAGAAGAUGUCGAUUACUACCAUGGGCAUCCGUGGCGAUCUUUCCUCCAAAAGGCGGCAAAUCAGAGAACUGCGUCGAGAUUCUCGAUUAUAUUGUGUCCUUAAAGAGCAAUAUCGUCAGUAUCAAGAAGGGAUCAAUGAUCCGGAGGCGAUCGCAAUGUCAUGCCAACAUAUUUCGCAGGAAAGCUCUAUCGAAGCCCAAGAGGAAGGACAAAGAACUCACGAGUCAAGCUUGAAAGUAUACGAAGAAAGCACAUUGGAACAGAAAUUGUGUUUCUCAGGCUUCAUUAUUGGUACAAAUAACAAGAGAGCCGUCGUUCCAGAGCAUGCGACCUCGUUUGCAAGGAGGAAUGUCACACGAUCGGCAAUUGCAGCAUGA